AUGGCUGCUUCAUUACCUGGGACUGACCAUAACCUGCCCUUCUCGCAGCCUGUUUGUCAGAACUGCCAGACCUCGACCACCCCCCUAUGGCGACGCGACGAAGCCGGUUCGGUCCUCUGUAACGCUUGCGGACUUUUCCUCAAACUCCACGGCCGACCUCGCCCAAUCAGUCUCAAGACAGAUGUCAUCAAGAGUCGCAACCGAGUCAAGACUUCGAACCAAGGGCCCAAGAAAAAGUUGGAACAAAAUGGUCUUCACACCGGGCAAUCUGACCUGGCAACUCCGCCCAAUGGAGCCAAUGCUCAUCGACGCGUCUCACAGAUGGCCGCUUCUGUAAUCUCUGACCGGUCGCGUUCCCCCGUGUCGCGAACAGGGACGCCUGUUGUUCAACAUGAUCCGAACAUUGCACCGCAACACGUUUUUGAUGGUAUAGUGGCAAUGCCCGACCACCACUUCGCCAACGGAUCUCCCUCCCUCCCUCCUCUCAACCAACCCUCUCCUAGCGCCCUCUCCCUCAGCAACGAGCGGCAUCUUGAACUACCCAUGACCUACGAUCAGCUGAUGACCGCGAACACCAACCUCCGGACUCGAGUGUCGGAGCUGGAAGUCAUCAACAUGGUCUAUUCGGACAACGAAAACAGCAUUCGCAAGGAACGCGACCGAGCCAUUCAAGAACGCGACGAGCUGAAGCGGAAGGUCGAUGAUUUGGAGAGACGGCUGCAAGAGGUAAAUGGCCAGGAAGGGGAACCACGAUCGAAGAAGCCGAGAUUGUCCAGCGAUUCGCGAGAAUGA
This is a messenger RNA of Capronia epimyces CBS 606.96, 792 nucleotides long. RefSeq lists its product as uncharacterized. The coding region runs from base 1 to 792 and encodes 263 amino acids. NCBI's taxonomy places the organism in Eukaryota, Fungi, Ascomycota, Eurotiomycetes, Chaetothyriales, Herpotrichiellaceae. Gene Ontology annotation, molecular function: DNA-binding transcription factor activity, RNA polymerase II-specific; zinc ion binding; RNA polymerase II cis-regulatory region sequence-specific DNA binding. Gene Ontology annotation, biological process: negative regulation of transcription by RNA polymerase II; positive regulation of transcription by RNA polymerase II. The record is from RefSeq and is a predicted model, not a curated record. The transcript is spliced from 2 exons.